This is a messenger RNA of Lytechinus pictus (painted urchin), 6278 nucleotides long. Its product is annotated as zinc finger protein 234-like. NCBI's taxonomy places the organism in Eukaryota, Metazoa, Echinodermata, Echinoidea, Temnopleuroida, Toxopneustidae. Gene Ontology annotation, molecular function: RNA polymerase II transcription regulatory region sequence-specific DNA binding; DNA-binding transcription factor activity, RNA polymerase II-specific. Gene Ontology annotation, biological process: regulation of transcription by RNA polymerase II. Gene Ontology annotation, cellular component: nucleus. The record is from RefSeq and is a predicted model, not a curated record. Bases 82 to 2568 code for a protein of 828 amino acids. The transcript has 4 exons.
ACACACACCGUACCCUCACAAAACCUCACACACACAAUAGAACUUUGCGCACGAGCAAGUUGUCGACUGGCCUGGUGACUGAUGGAUUCAUUGAACUUGUCUUCGACUUCUCAGUCAAAUGAUGGUACCCCAAUGUGGGGCAUGAUGUCUUCAGAAGAUGAGGAAGCACUGAAGGAUAAGUUCCAAGCUGAGAGUGAGAAGGUUAUCCACAUGUGGUCCCUUGGCAAGGCUUCAGCUGUUGAGAAAGAUGCUGCAGUUACAUUUUUGGUGCAGCUUGGAGCUGUACAAUUUACUGUUCAGUCUGGCAGUAAUCUCAAAGAAUCUGAGAGAGUGUCAAUCCAUUUUGAGGAGGAUCAGCCAGUGGAGACAGAGCAUGUUGCUGCUGAUGCAUCAAAGCCUGGAAAGUAUGUCUGUAAGAGAGAAAAAUCUGUUAGGUUGCCUAUAGCUUCACAACAAAACAAUACCAAAGAGAUAAAGCCAGAUAGAAAGAAGUAUUCAUCAUCGUGGAUGACGGAAUCCGAUGAUGAUGAUGAUGACUAUGACAUCCAACUACCAGUCAGCACUGAAAUAAAAGACCUGAGUCUUAAAGAGUCGCCAAGAGAGACACAUCCAUGUCCUGAUUGCCAUGCAAUCCUACACAGCACAUGGGAAUUAGAUCUUCACAAACUGCAGGAUUGCGAAAAGGCCUUGUUUUGUCACGUGUACAAUUGUGACCAGUGCACAAGGUCAUUUUGUAAAAAGGCCCUGAUGAUUUACCAUUUACGCAAAGUUCACAGUUGCAGCUUGAAUCCGUCUGAAAUGGUCCAUAAGCUUCAGGAACUGAAAAGUGCAAAAAGGCAAAAAAGUGGAAAGGAAAAAGAUGAAUGUGAGAGCAAAUCUGACAAGGCACCUACCAAAAAAUCGCACAGACAUCAAAGCCGGAAAGAAAGGAGAGAACGAAGAAAGAGGCGUAAGGCUGCAAGAAGAAAGAAAAGAUGUGAAGAGGAUGUUGCAGAACAAGAAGAAGAAAAGAAUCUCAUGAUUAAUGAGGGAGAGCCUGCAGACGAUAACACAGAAAAUGAAUCGUCAGCUAUGUCACCAGUCUCAGAUGUCAGUGAAACUGAAACUAAGGAGGAGAGUCAUUGUUCAUUGACCAUACCCCAGAUGGAUGACGACCAUCGAUCAGUUGAUGAGCGGAUAGAAGAAAACAGGGAUGCCCCUUCGAAUGACAUGAAAAGGGAAAAUGAAAAAAUGAUGGUCACCGAUGAUCAGGUGGGUAAUGUAGAGUCAGAUGAAGCAAAUGAAGGAAAUAGAAUUCGGGAAGCAUCCGACAAAGGAACAAUAGAAGAUGAUCAGAGUGACUCUGCUACCAGACAAAAAUCAGCAGAAAAUGGGGGAAGUGCUAUCUUGUGCAUCCUUUGUGAUAUGCAAUUCGAGACAUUUCAUCAAAGAGGUAGACACAUGCUUGAGGAUCACAAGGAAUACGAAAAGCUGGCGUUUAAGUGCAGUACAUGUGGGAAGACAUUUUUGCAGAAAUCUGUGUACACAACUCAUGUCAAAACCCACAUGGACAAGGAGGAAAGGGAGAAACACUAUUGUGAAUUAUGUGGUAAUGUAUAUUUGUCAAAGUACGAUCACAUUAUCCAUAUGGAAUGGCACAGCCAGAGAUACAAAUGCGAAACAUGUGGUAAGGUGCUUUCGACCAAAAGAACUCUUGAGAGGCACGUUAAUAGCGUUCACACCAAAGAGAUAAAGUUCCCCUGCGAGAUAUGUGGAAAGGAAUUCUACAAUCCAGAGCGGUUGAGAUGGCAUGCCCAGAAUCACAUAGCAGAAAGGGAAUUUGAAUGUGAUAUAUGCGGAAAAGCCUUCCUCCGUGCCCGUUCACUGAAGAAGCACAAAGAACUUGUCCAUACAGAUGCAGGACAUUGCAUAUGUGAGGUGUGUGGAUCAGCUUUCAAGACUCCAGGGAAUCUGAGACAGCAUGCUCGAACUGUGCACUCUGAUGAAUACAAGUACUGUUGUGAGAUCUGCGGUAAGAAAUUCAAGCGCUCAUCACACUUGAAUGCCCAUAUGAAGGUCCAUUCCGAUGAUCCAGCCGACAAGCGUUUCACAUGUCAACUUUGCGGGAAGGGUUUUAGAGUUCAAGCCAAGUUGACUGUUCAUAUGAAUUGGCAUUAUGACAUCAGAUCGCAUACAUGUGAUGUUUGCGGUAAGUCGUUUCUGACCAAAGGUAACCUGACCAAACACAUGUACGUCCAUCAGAACAAGAAACCCCAUCAAUGUCAUGUAUGUCUCCGGGAAUUCACGGAUCUGCCAGGGCUCAGGAAACAUCUGGAUGUUGUACAUAAGAUCACCCUGAAGAAGGUAAUGACACAGAGAAAUCCUGAAGCAACCUAUUCCACAGAGCCAGCAAGGGUUGAUGAACCCGUUGAUAAACCUGGUACUCUGUCACCUUCACAAUCAGCUUCAGGGCCUGACCACACCAACAGUGAAAGUGCAGCAUUUGGUCAUCAGACAACCUUUGACAGAGGCAAUGAUGGUCAAGUCCCUGAAGCCUCCGUCGGGUAUGGAUCAUAUGCGCAGACUUAAUGUGUGAGCCCGUUAUUGAUUGUAAAGUCAUUGAAAAUGGAUUAAACAUUCUGUCUCGAAAUAUAUGAAUAUAAAAUGUGUUCCUUGUUUCCUUUCAACCAAUUACAUAUUAAAAGUAUAGUAAUUACAUAGAAAUGACUUCGCAGUCUACUCUGAAUAUUCAUACGCAUGUAUUUACCAAAGAAUUUCUUUUUGUAUGUUUUUUAGGAACAAAAUAAAAGGGGAUUCUUGAGGCAUGUUUGGGGAUAAAAUAGGCAAUUUCUAGUAAAAAAUACAGAAUUGGAAAAAAUGUAACUUUGAAGCCAUAUCUUUGGCAUGAAUAUUCUAUUUUGUGAUUUAUAUGAACAAGGAUCACUGUUGCCAUAUUUCAAAUAUGAGUAUCUCACUCACUGUUUUUCUUAGUUCUUGAUUUGGAGAAAUAUAGAGCAAAUUUCUCAUUUCAUUUACCUUAAAAUGACAACAAAGUGGAAAUGGGAAAUAUACAUGGCACAUUCUAAUCAAUGGUAAUCAUAAGUUUACAGUUAGAAACGUUAGUAUUUGUUUGUUAUGAUGUAUGCCUUUAGACUUUUAUCACCUCAGAAUAAUUCUUGAGGUUUCUGCUUGAAUCCAAGUGUUCUAAGCAGCUGAAUUUAUAUUCCAAUGGUAUGCCAUCCAGACCACUGCAGGGUCCAUCGGCAAUGUGAACCCAGUCAUGUACAGAAUGGCAGGGAAUGGUUUUGGCAGCUUAAGUGCAUUUGACUCAAUUGAUCAAGUGAUUUCAAUGUUUCUUAGCUGUUUCAAAUGUGGAGUAAUAUUUAAACAUGUAUUGAAUGAAUUUCAAAUGACCAGAGUUAUUGCAGUUCGCCAAUAGCCUGAGCCAGCUUGAUUUUUUUUCAUUGGGGUAAUUCGGUUGAGGGGAGGGGUUGUUGAUUUGAAUGAGAAGGGAAAAAAUCAAAUUAGCAUAUCACUGAAAAUAUCAGAAUUGGAUGAAAAAUAACAAAGUAAAGGAGCUUUAAAUUAAAGUUUCACUUUAUUAUUCCACAAAACAUCCUGGUCAGUAUAUGCAAAUGACAUCGCCUACUCAUUUCUUUCGUAUUUCGUUACAUGAAAUGUCUUGAAUUUUUCUUCAUUAUGUGAAACUGUUUGAUUCCUUGUGUAUUUUGGAUUGCCAUUUAAGGACGUUCCACAGUUAUAUUUGUGCGCAUUAUGAUCUGCGCAUAGUUUACACUCUGACGUCACAAUGGAUGAACAGGUAUUAAUUAGCUGCGGGUAUGAGCUGAUUUUUCUCAUCUUCUGCACUUUAACUGCAGAUCCGAUGCGUUAUUUCAUGAAGCUAAAAAAUUGAAUUAUUCCAUGGAACAUUCAAAAAAAUAUUCUCUACAAUUUCAAAAUACUUUACUCUGCAGUGCUGCCAAGAAUCACGAAUAUUAGCCCGAGUUUGAAUAAAUGGUAGAGUGGUUUUGAUUUUUUCUUCACAUAGAUACUAAGCAUUCGGCCCAUUUUUGGUGUUUUAAAAAGCACAUUUGCUCUAAUAAAAAUGCUGAUAGUUUAACCCUUGAACCCCUAUUUUGAACCCCUAUUUUUUAAUGUUUGUACCUCUUAGGUAUACCUUCCUCUACAACUCUGCAAAUUUUGGUGAAAAUGACAUGGAUUUUGAAUAAAGUGCAGCAUUUAUUGUACGUUUGUAGUUUGUUACUGAAAUUUUACAUUUUUCAGAUUGGGAUUUUGUUAUCUUUUACGCCAUUUUUAAGAACUGACAGUGCUGUUAAACUUAAAAUUGCAAACAAAUAGCACUAUUAAUAGAUUCUCCAUUCUAACGAUACAAUUAUUAACUCUCUUGCGAAAUUUGAUGACUUUUUCAUGUAUUUUGAAUGAGUAAUGGAGGUUUAAACUCAUUGUAGUAAUCUUGGGCGGUCUAAAAAUGCCAAAUUCUUUUGAAUGCGCAAUUUUUAAGAACAUCAAUUUGGGUGAACUUUGAAGCUCUAUAGCAAAAAAUCAAGCACAUGGACCUAUGUUAAUUUUUGCAUAUUUCGAAUAUUAAGGUUCUAAAGUAUCUAUGUGCAAAGUUUGGUGAAAAUGACAUGGAUUUCACUUUAACUGUGGAACGUCCUUAAGCAACCUAUUGAAAUUUGUGAAGAUGCUUCCUUAUGUGCAAAUGUGCAAACAUUGAAAUAUUUUAUAUGAUAAAAUGUAUAAAAAAAUAGUGAGUGACAUCAUUGACUCAUUUUUAGAUCACUUUCUGGAGCACAUAACUGUUUCGUGAAAAAUUACUAAAGUUCAAAAUGUCAAUAUUUUAUAUCCAAUAUCGAUGUAAUUUUCAGCAUUGUGCUUAGUUUAAUAUUGCUCUUUACAUUCGAAUCAACUUUUUGUUAGGGUGGUCUUGCCUGUAAGGGAAUUGAUACUUAUUUUUCCAUUUUUUUUCUCAGCUUUUAUCAAGACCCUCUUAUGUAACAACAGUAUUACAUAAAAUAUAACUUUUAUUCAUCCAAUUGUUAAUGAAAUAUUUAAUCUCCAUGCUUUUAGAAGAAAUGAUUACCUUCAAAUAUCAAGUCCACCUUAACAUCAAGUUACAAGCAUAGCACUGGAAAAUGUCAUAAAAUUCAGAUGCAGAAUAAAGGGAACUGUUGUAUAUUUUCAUCCCCCAAAUUGGCAUAUCAUUUCUGCAUACUAAUGAGAGAGCCAAUUAUGUUUAAAUUCACUGUUUUAUGCUGUGUUUUUAUUGUAUGAAAUUUUCAUUUUCAUAGAUUUAUUGAAUGCUCACAAGGAUGUUGGCAGCAAUUACACUGUACAAAGGUUGUACUUAUUGUAUAAAUUGAAAUGUCUUUUUUCAUUCAACUUCAAGAACAAAAAGAAAACACUCAUGUUGAAUUAAUGAAUAACAUAUAUUUUGUGUAUACAGGUACUGGAGAAGAAAUCAUGACUAAAUCAAUAAAAGGUUAAAUUAUCACAGUAGGUGUAUGAGAAACACAUCUCAUAUUCAAAAUACCUUGCACCACAUAUAUAAUUGUUGAAAAUCAUGAGUGAUGGAUCCAUUUGACUAUAUGUUCCAAAAAGUGAUAAUGUUUUUAUUUUUCAAGUGAGUGUGCAAUACAUUGAUUCAGGCAAGGCAUAUGAUUUUACUUCCCAUCAUCAAGUUUGCAUGUACUAGUAGUUCAUCACAAUUUGGCAUAAAAAAUCUACAAGUACAUUAUUAUAUUUUAUCAUUGCUCUAAAUGUAAUUACGUUUCCUUAUUUCUGUAAAUGUUUGGCACAGGUGAUGCCAAACAAAUAAUAAUAAUACUUUUGCAUUUUUUGUAAGUACUGUAAUUCAUUACAUGCUGUCAUCUGUACGGUGGUUCCUUUCUGCUGUAUAACAAUACUAUCGUAUGACUGCAAAAUAGCAGGCAGGUCACUUAAACUGUCCAUAUCUUAUGGACAAUUUAUGAGUUUGUCCCUAAUUAUGUAACUGAUACAUGUAUUUACAAUUGGUUAAAACUUCAUGUAGAUGGUUUGCACCUUUCCAAAGACUUACAUGUAUGAUUUAGCAUGAAUGUAAGAUUUGAUUGUACAUUUUUAUGAAUAGGCCUGCCGCCUACAAGGACCAUAAUAUGAGAGCAUUAGAAGCUUAACUUUAAAUCUACAUCUGACAAUGAGAUUGUUGUGUGGGUUUAUGAGCCAAAAACAUAUUCUUGCUUUUCAAAGUCUCACUGCUGAUAAACUUUACUGUAAAUAUAUGUAUUACUGGCAACUCA